Messenger RNA from Tinamus guttatus (white-throated tinamou), 942 nucleotides. The record is from RefSeq and is a predicted model, not a curated record. NCBI's taxonomy places the organism in Eukaryota, Metazoa, Chordata, Aves, Tinamiformes, Tinamidae.
AUGACGGCGCGCUCACCUCAGCGCCUCGGAGUGGGAAGGAGGGGAAAAACAUCCAAGAGAUGUCCCGCGUCAGGGCCCCACGAAUGUGGAAAGCGGCUGAUCUCGGAUCCGUUCUCGGGCACGCGGAUUGUGGGUGGCCACGAAGCAUCGGUGGGAGCCUGGCCAUGGCUCGUGAGCCUCCAGGUCCACCAAAUUGGGCCGAACUUUAAGCAUGUGUGUGGUGGAACUUUGGUUAAUGAGAAUUGGGUGCUUUCUGCCGCCCACUGUGCAUUGCAGAGGAGGGACCCGUUUUUCUGGAGAGCUGUGAUAGGUGUACAUAACCUUCAGAAAUAUGACAAACAUACAACAAAAAGAUAUAUUAGAAACAUCACUAUCCAUCCAGAAUUCAGGAAAGAAACAUUUGAAAAUGAUAUUGCGUUAUUUAAACUUGAUUCCUCUGUGCGCUACAAUGACUAUAUUCAGCCUAUCUGCUUACCUUCCGCACACCUUUACCUCUAUAUUGACAACGAAACAGACUGCUAUAUAAGCGGUUGGGGACGUUUAGCCGAAAAAGGUAAAACCUCAAAUGUAUUACAAGAAGCACAAGUGGAUAUCAUUCCUUUUGAUUCCUGUAACGCUUUUGAUUCCUACGGAGGAAUGAUUAAUAGGAACAUGAUUUGUGCUGGCUCUGAAGUUGGAGGCAUCGAUAGCUGUCAGGGAGACAGCGGUGGCCCUUUAAUGUGCCAUUACCCUAGUACCGGCAAGUACUACCUAAUAGGGAUUACCAGUUUUGGAAUUGGCUGUGGGCGGCCAAAAUUUCCUGGGAUCUACGUCCGGUUAUCUUCAUACAGAAGCUGGGUAACGUCAGAACUCAUGUUGAGUAGCGAGGCCAGGACGGCCGGGAGCGCUGCGCUCGGCAUCGUGCUGGCUGUGAGUGGCCUGGGGCUCGCGUCGGUUAUCUAA